Pseudophryne corroboree (corroboree frog) is the source of this 699-nucleotide messenger RNA. Its product is annotated as nicotinamide N-methyltransferase-like. Lineage: Eukaryota; Metazoa; Chordata; Amphibia; Anura; Myobatrachidae. The transcript is spliced from 3 exons. The record is from RefSeq and is a predicted model, not a curated record. Gene Ontology annotation, molecular function: N-methyltransferase activity. Gene Ontology annotation, cellular component: cytosol. The coding region runs from base 1 to 699 and encodes 232 amino acids.
AUGGAUGCUAUCAUAACUAUAGCUGCUAUUGUGGAAGAUGAGAAUGCACGAAAUUCUGUAAAAGAAACAAGACAAAUUGGUGGAGAUACCCUGAUUGAUAUCAGUGCUGGCCACGUUCUUUCUCAACUGUUUGCAGUCCGUCUGUUUUUUAAAGAAAUUAUAAUUAUAGAGUAUAAUGACCAAUGUAUUAACGGAGUGAGAAAGUGGAUGAAUAAAGAUCCCGAUGCCCAUGAUUGGUCUUAUUCUUCAAAAGCUGUGAAGGAGCUAGAAAAUUCAAGUGAAAGCUAUCAGGAUAUAGAAGCUAUGACAAGAAGGAAAAUCAAAUGCAUUGACAAGUGUGAUCUGUCCAAGGAAAACCCUACAUCUCCUGUAGAGCUACCAAAGGCAGACUGUGCCAUUUCUUUUCAGACCCUGGAUGCUGUUAGUAAAGAUCACAACGCGUUCCGCAGAAACCUGAAAAAUUUGUCAUCUCUACUUAAAGCUGGGGGGAACUUAGUACUGCUUGCAGAUAUCGGCUGUUCUUAUUUCACAGAUGGGCAUGAUAAGUACUUUACCUUAAAUUAUGAUGAAGCCUUUUUAAAACAAGCUCUAAAAGAUGAAGGGUUUACCAUUAAAUGUAAUGAAAAGGUAGGAGGUGAGUCUACCAGUGAUCUCUAUGGCCUUAAAAAAAUUAUGUUUGUAGUUGCAGAGAAACAGUGA